AUGGCAAAACAGCCCAAGUUGAGCAUUAACGUUGUUAGAGAGAUUAGAGUCACUAUUGAGCAAGGAAAAGCUCAGCAUUUCGUACAUUACCAGACAGUCGAAGUGGCGGCAACCACCAAGACUCCGUCCCCUGUGACCGGAAAAGGUUCAAUGCCCAAGGUGUUGCGCGACAUCUUCGUCGCCAUCCGAGCCUGGUUUUUGAAAUUAAGGGGCUUGGCCAGGUUAAAACUAGUGUUUGAUGAGGAGAAGCAGGGCUUGCUUGAAGGCGGAUAGGAUUGAGGUGUUGUAAUUCUAUUGUAACUAAUAUGUACAUACCUCUUGGUUCGGUGCUGGGGAUUGUACAGCGCUUCGAUGUAGACGCAAACAGAUCCAUGAAACAUGAAUGUCGGUG
Fusarium redolens is the source of this 391-nucleotide messenger RNA. RefSeq lists its product as uncharacterized. The transcript is spliced from 2 exons. The record is from RefSeq and is a predicted model, not a curated record. NCBI's taxonomy places the organism in Eukaryota, Fungi, Ascomycota, Sordariomycetes, Hypocreales, Nectriaceae. Bases 1 to 273 code for a protein of 90 amino acids.